Molecule: messenger RNA, 1089 nt
Organism: Aspergillus affinis
Lineage: Eukaryota; Fungi; Ascomycota; Eurotiomycetes; Eurotiales; Aspergillaceae
Product: ditrans,polycis-polyprenyl diphosphate synthase
Exons: 4
Coding region: 1-1089 (362 amino acids)
Cellular component (GO): dehydrodolichyl diphosphate synthase complex; endoplasmic reticulum membrane
Molecular function (GO): ditrans,polycis-polyprenyl diphosphate synthase [(2E,6E)-farnesyl diphosphate specific] activity
Source: RefSeq, a predicted model, not a curated record
AUGUUCCGAUUCCGCCCCCAAACAGGCUGGUACUGUACGCAACUUUUCAGAGAUGAUAAUCGUGAAAGGGGGACAAGGCUCAGUGUUGCUGAGCGUGAGAGCCUACUCAAACCCUAUUUACCAGAGCCGUCGGAUCUACCACGUCAACCACAACGGCGAAAGAAAGCAACAAUCCGGAAAACCCCUAUCCGCACAUUCCUCAAGUCUCAACUACACCAUCUAAUAUACUCCGUCAUUCAUAUUGUCUUCGGAAUCGCUGUGCGUCUGUUCCAGGUUUAUCAUGCGGUUUCGGAUCGCAUUCUUGCGGUGGUAUACCACCAUCACCGCACACCUGAGUUGAUCCGAAAAGACGUAAAAAAUCUGGAUCGCCUGCCAGAGCAUCUAAGCGUGAUAUUGUCGCUUCGGGCUGGGGAUGAUGCUCUUGCAAUUUUGAUGAAUGAAGUAGCAGAACUGGCCGCCUGGAGCGUUAGUGCUGGCAUUCCCGUGCUGAGUGUCUAUGAGAAAAACGGAAUUCUAAAAUCAUGCAUUCCCACCUUGAACCAGGUCAUUCUGGCCAUGCUAUCCUCAUACUAUGGCUCCCCUGCUCAACAACCGACAUUGCGGCUCUUUGCUCCCCACCACCCCAUCCAUCAAGAUAAUUCGUCUACCCCCAAGUAUAACCCGGAUACUCUCACGGUACUCCUUCUCUCUGCUACCGACGGCCGGGAAACCUUUGUGGAUCUCACCAAAACUCUGGCUGAAAUGUCCCAGAACGGCAAACUAUCACCUGAAGACAUCACCAUAGAUCUGGUCGACGCAGAAAUUAGUGAGAUUACUACACAACCUUCCCAGGCUACAGCGCCGGGUCUGAGCGGGAACAAAUUAGUUCCCAAUCCUGUUUCUGUGAAGCCUGAGCCAGACCUACUUCUAGUAUUCGGCCCUUUCCUGAAACUUGACGGCUAUCCACCCUGGCAUAUCCGUCUGACGGAAAUGUUCUGUACCGGAGAUAAGAGCAGCACCAUAACCGGCUCUGGCGAGGCCGUCGAGUAUCAAGGUUUCUGCCGGGGUCUAUGGCAUUUUGCAGGAGCUCAAAUGAGAUUUGGGCGAUAA